Molecule: messenger RNA, 390 nt
Organism: Vicia faba (fava bean)
Lineage: Eukaryota; Viridiplantae; Streptophyta; Magnoliopsida; Fabales; Fabaceae
Source: the annotation of a GenBank genome assembly
AUGAACCAUCCCUUUUUCUUUUGUUCUGUACUUGUUAUCCCACUGCCUUUCUGUUAUGCUCUCCCUUUCUCCCAGAAGUUUUUGUUAGAACUUGUUUUUACAGUUAGAAAUUGGUUGAGAUUUUCUGUUAUGACAGUUGGUGAGUUAGUUAUAGAUUGUUUGGGUGGAGCCAAUGGUUUAAGGAAAUUUGGGUUUAUGUUUUUGAUCCUGUGGACAUUUAGGAUAGGAGCUGUUAUGGAAUCAGUUAGGCUGCAUGUUUGGAUAAUUGACAUAGGGUUGAACUAUUGCGCAGACCCUUUCUUAAUGCACAUGGCCUGGUGCAUAAUUAACGAAUGGUUAAUACAAGAAGCCGUCGUAGGUUCACGACAUGGCUGGCAUUUCUUGGUCUGA